Molecule: messenger RNA, 4954 nt
Organism: Coturnix japonica (Japanese quail)
Lineage: Eukaryota; Metazoa; Chordata; Aves; Galliformes; Phasianidae
Gene: NR4A3
Product: nuclear receptor subfamily 4 group A member 3
Biological process (GO): regulation of transcription by RNA polymerase II; cellular response to corticotropin-releasing hormone stimulus
Cellular component (GO): transcription regulator complex; nucleus
Molecular function (GO): RNA polymerase II cis-regulatory region sequence-specific DNA binding; nuclear glucocorticoid receptor binding; nuclear receptor activity
Source: RefSeq, a predicted model, not a curated record
CGGCAACCCCGCCGUGCCCACGGCCGCUGGACAGCGCCUGAGAGGGAGCGGGGCGCCUGGAUGUAAAGACGGAACCCCCACAGCAGCCGACGCCCCCCGGGUCGGAAGCGCGCCCCCCGCCGCGGCCAUCCCCCGCCGCCGCCUCCGCGGAGAGCUCCCAGCCGGCGCCGACCCCGCCGCCGCCCGCAGCCGCCCGCCCCGCCAGCCCCACCAUUCAGCGCGCAAGGUACCCGCCAGAUAUGCCCUGUGUGCAAGCGCAGUAUAGCCCUUCGCCGCCCGGUUCGAGUUAUGCAGCUCAGACCUACGCGUAUGGCUCGGAGUACAGCUCGGAGAUCAUGAACCCGGACUAUGGCAAGCUGAGCAUGGAGCUGAGCGGCACCGAGAUCACCGCCACCGCCACCACCUCCCUCCCCAGCUUCAGCACCUUCAUGGAGGGUUACUCUGGCAGCUACGAGCUCAAGCCUUCCUGCCUCUACCAAAUGCAAUCUGCCUCCUCCGGCCAGAGGCCCCUUAUCAAGAUGGAAGAUGCUCGUCUCUCUACCUACCAGCCCUCGCUGCCCCCCUCAGUGGAUGAGAGCAUGCCCAGCACCUCCAUGUACUUCAAGCAGUCACCUCCCUCCACACCCACCACGCCUGGCUUUCCUCCACACCAGAGCCUGUGGGAUGAGCCCCCGCUGCCUCCCACGCAGACCUGCCUGCCCCCUGGCCACCUGAUGGAGGCCGCCCCCAUGAAGACUGCGCCUCCGCGCUUCCCCCUCUUCCACUUCAAGCACUCUCCUCCCCACACGCCGCCGGCGGGACCCCACAUGUGCUACGACCCGGCCUCCCUGAACCUGCCACUGGGCUCCGACAGAUCACCGGCCGGCCAAGCGCCCAUGGAGAGCCACUCCUACGGGCUGCCCCUGCCCAAGCGGCCGGCCACCUUAGCCUUCUCACCGCUCGGCCUCAACGCAGCUGCCUCUGGCCUCAUGGGCGAGGCCAGCGGUGGUGGUGGUGGUGGGCUGCCCUCCCCGCCCAGCAGGAGUUCCUCGUCCGGGGAGGGCACGUGUGCCGUCUGCGGGGACAACGCUGCCUGCCAGCACUACGGUGUGCGGACCUGCGAGGGCUGCAAGGGCUUCUUCAAGAGGACAGUUCAGAAAAAUGCAAAAUAUGUUUGUCUGGCAAACAAGAGCUGUCCGGUGGACAAGAGACGCCGUAACAGAUGUCAGUACUGCCGCUUUCAGAAGUGUCUCAGCGUCGGCAUGGUGAAAGAAGUUGUCCGCACGGACAGCCUGAAAGGGAGAAGAGGUCGGCUGCCUUCCAAACCAAAGAGCCCCCUGCAGCAGGAACCUUCGCAGCCCUCCCCGCCUUCUCCUCCCAUCAGCAUGAUGAACGCCCUUGUACGAGCUUUAACCGACUCCACGCCCAGGGAGCUCGACUAUUCACGAUACUGUUCCACUGAUCAGGCUGCUGCAGGCACAGAUGCAGAACAUGUCCAACAGUUCUAUAAUCUUCUGACUGCCUCCAUUGACAUAUCCAGAGGCUGGGCAGAAAAAAUUCCAGGAUUUACCAACCUCCCAAAAGAAGAUCAGACAUUACUCAUAGAAUCAGCUUUUUUGGAGCUGUUUGUACUAAGACUCUCCAUCAGGUCUGAUACCGCUGAGGAUAAGUUUGUAUUCUGCAAUGGACUUGUGCUUCAUAGACUUCAGUGCCUUCGUGGAUUUGGGGAGUGGCUCGACUCUAUUAAAGACUUUUCCUUAAACUUAAAGAGCCUUAACCUUGAUAUCCCAGCCUUAGCAAGUUUAUCAGCUCUAACUAUGAUUACAGAACGACAUGGCUUAAAAGAACCAAAGAAAGUGGAAGAGCUAUGCAACAAGAUCACAAGCAGUUUGAAAGAUCACUUAACUUUCAGUUGCCAAAACAAAGGACAGCCGCUCGAGUCCGCAGAGCCUAAGGUACUGGGUGUUCUUGCUGACUUGCGCUCUCUCUGCACACUGGGACUGCAGCGCAUCUUUUACCUGAAACUGGAGGAUUUGGUGCCAGCCCCUUCCAUUAUCGACAGGCUGUUUCUGGACACCUUGCCCUUCUGAGUCCAGCCACCCUCCUGAAAGGCAAAUGCCCACCAGAGCAGGCAAAUGGAUCGUGACUUACCGCUAACAUUUCUGCCCUCACUUAACAGAAAAGCAGCUCCAGCUCUAAAAUGAGGUCUUUUCUGGCGCUUUGUCCUUACAACAUGAGGCCUAAAACUUACUGGCUUACUGUUUUGGGGUUGUGUUCUUUGUUGGGUUUUUUUUGUUUUUUUUUUUUUUUGUUGGGAUUUUCUUUGUGUGUGUGUGUGUGUAUGCGUGACUUGGGUUUUUUAAACGGCUAAUAUGGCACUUUUGGACAAUGCUAUCCCAGCAGCAGUAAAAGGUUAACACGACUGUUUCAAACCUGUUGUUUAACACCUCAUGGGACAUGAGGAAUACAGUGGUAGAAGCUGUGUGUUUGAAAACAAGAACAGCAAAUAGUUGUUUGCCAGGGCAGUAUGUGUUUUGUGAGGAUACCUUUAGCAUACUUCCUGCAUCAAGGGCACAUACAUCAGCACAAUCAAAACAAAAAUCUCACUUUUUUUAACAAAGUACAUUCAAUUGAACAUUUCAUUGAAAUCCAAUAUAGCAAAAUGACGAUGGCUGUUAGCUCCCAUGUUCAAGUGCAAUUUUUUAAAGUGCUGUCUUACUAAGUCUUGUUUAUUAACUAAUUUAUUUUAAUAUGAAAAUAAAAGGAAGAAACCAAGUGAGAAAUUGACGUGCACUAACUUACGUGACAGAGUUUUCCAAACUUGACUCCGUGUAGCGUGACUUACUGACAAAUGUCUGUGGGAGACACGGGAACGACCGCGGCUCAGUUGUUCCCUAGACAAGGAAAUGCGAGGAAGUAGUAGCUGGAGCGCACAGGGUCAGCAUCAGGGAUAGUUUGCCUUUAGACUUUAACAGAAGUACCUGGUUAGUAAACAGACGCACGAUGGGUUUCAAGAACAAGCGAGUCUUGUAAAAUAGUAUGAAUGUAAGUGCUAGGAAGGAUAUAGUGAGCUGCGUUUAAACAUUCCGUGUUCGUACUCCUUUUUGUAUGUUUAUACUGUUGAUGCCAUAUUAAUAUGAAAUAAUUUGUUGCAUAGUGUCUUUAUUUGUAUAAACGUUUGUAUGCAUGGUAUAUUGUAUUGGCUUUGCCUGUAUUUAUUGCAAUGACUGCCAGCUCGUAGGAGCCCUGUUACACACGAUAAGGAAAUGGGGUGUUCACACUGACUCAGAUACACCAGUUGGAAAACUAUAUACAUAUAUAUAAUGUGUAUAUAUAUAUAUGUAUAUACCUAUAUUUGUGUGUAUGUGUGCGUGAGCGUGCGCGUGUCUUUUUAUUAACCAUUUGUAUAUAAAAUAUCUGUCAGAUCACAAGCAGAGCUAUUUUACAGUUCAUUUGCAGUGACUUCUAAGGCAGUACUGUUUAGCACUUUGAUAUUAAAAUCUUGCUCAUGUUUUGCUAAAUUCAAAUAAUAUUUAAAAAUUUUAGUUCUAAAAAAAAAAAAAAAGAAAAACUUUAUAUGCACUGUAUUAAGUCAAAAUUUUGUUGGUCAUUUUGCUAAGGAAAUUUUUGAAUGUCAACCUGAUGUCACUGUAUCUUUUGUUAGCUUUAAACAUUCUAGCUUUUGUCUUUUUUUAAACUAUGCUGUUUAUAUGGAAAUUAAAUUAUACAAUCAAACAGAUGCCAAAUGAAUUGCCUAAUUGCUGCAAAGGAUAACCCAGAUAUCGAGUCACUGUAUGGUUUUCAAAUAGUAAUCUGGUAUUUUAUCACUUACUAUGUUUGGAUGUGCUUUUAUGAAAAAAUUAUUCUUAUAUCAAGAUUUAUAGUAGUGUCAAUAGGGAAACAGACUUCUAAUCACUAUAGUUAAUAUUUCCGGUUUACCUGCAGAUAAUAUUUGGAAAAGUAUUGCUUUUUGUAUUGACUUUUAAGCUUAUGUGCAAACAUAAUAGCAUAAUUAAAUAUCAGAGAAGCUAAUGUUUCUUGUAGGUUGCUGUAACAAGCCUGACCAGCAAGACAAAUAUAUUUUGACUGAACUUGCUUUUGUAUAUACUAAAUAUAUAUAUAUAUAUACAUAUAUAUAUAUACACACACUCACACACAUGUGCGCAUACAAAAACAUACAGAAGCCGAAUCAGAAAGUAUGUUUACCUUUGUCUCCUUGUGUCAGACACAAGGUCCCUUGGGAAAUCACUUCUGCCUAGGGACAGAGCCUGCCGGGCGCUGAGCACCAGUGAAGGGGCCGCGGACACUCCUUGUGAGCGGGCCCUUCCACUGAGUUUUCAGCACAGUACAGUGAAAUCGCUUUUUGUUGAGCGAGGUUUAUUUAUUCAGUGGGAUGUGAACGGAGGGAGCAGGUCCAGAGCCCCACGUGAGAUUUCAUGUAGCCGGUGUGCUUCAGUCUUCCAUGGAUAGUCUUAACUGUGAUACUCUCCCAUUCCUGUCACCUACCGAACCGUCCUUCAUUUCAACUCCAGUGCACAGACCCAUCGUAGAGUGCAGCCAGUGACAGGUCACGAUGGUGAAAGAAGAAUAAAUGCAGAAUAAAUCUCCUACCUUCCUCACAGCUCUCUCAGUGUGAACAUGCCUUUGUCUAGGCAGAAAUCAGGAAUAUAUCAGGUGUUAAGGGAGAGUGCCUUGCUUUUGUUUCAGACAACAGUGUUUCAAGAGUUUCUUCACUCCGCUAACUGCAGUACUUUCUUCUUUUUCCUUGUUUUCCUUUUUCUUUCUGUGGUGUUAACCUGUGGGUUGAAAGAAACGCUCUUGUACAUAUACAAUGUAAAUUAAAAUUAUUAAAUUGAAUAACGUUUUUUUUCAGAGGCCCCAUGUGUGUUGAAUAAGUAUGCUUAAUUCUGUUAAAAUCUGAUGUGAAUUUUUUAUCAUUUAUAAAACAUUAAAAAAUUGUGUACUUGAGUCUUAA